Messenger RNA from Zasmidium cellare ATCC 36951, 2781 nucleotides. RefSeq lists its product as uncharacterized. Gene Ontology annotation, cellular component: nucleus. Gene Ontology annotation, molecular function: mismatched DNA binding; ATP binding; ATP-dependent DNA damage sensor activity. The transcript has a single exon. The record is from RefSeq and is a predicted model, not a curated record. Gene Ontology annotation, biological process: mismatch repair; reciprocal meiotic recombination. NCBI's taxonomy places the organism in Eukaryota, Fungi, Ascomycota, Dothideomycetes, Mycosphaerellales, Mycosphaerellaceae. The coding region runs from base 1 to 2781 and encodes 926 amino acids.
AUGGACUCUAGAAUACGCCCGCCAUCGACGUCGUACUCGACGGCCUCAAGUUACUUCACCCGCACGGCGACAUACAAAAUCCCCAUCACCGGCGGUGACUCCACGUCACACCACUCCUCGUAUCAAACUCGGCCAGCAGCAGCAGAUGGCAUCAGCACGUCCUACCACCUGAAUACUACCAAUGACUAUGAUACUGCUACAGCAUCCAGACCACCGACGGUGUAUCGCAGCAAUGGCAGACCGGGCACUGCAACCACCAGGCCUCGCACAGGCUACUCGACUCUGGGCAUGGAGAAUCAAGAGAUCGUCUGUGCAGUGAGCGAGUCUCGUGGUGUAUCUCCAAUGGUCGGCCUUGCUUUCAUAAAUCUGGAUACUGGUGAAGCUGUGCUUUCUCAGCUGAACGACAGCCAAACAUACGUCAAGACCACUCACAAGAUCACAGUCUUUCAGCCAACGUACAUUCUCAUCGUCAACACAGCAGCUCAUCCGAAGUCGAAACUCUUUUCUAUCCUCGAAGAUCAACUUGACGACCUGCAGGCCAACAUUAUCUUGCUUGACCGUCAAUACUGGUCGGAGACCACCGGCUUGGAGUACAUCUCGCAGCUGGCUUUCCGCCAAGAUGUCGAAUCCAUCAAGACGGCUGUCACCGGCAACUACUUCGCCGUGUGCUGCUUCGCAGCAGCCUUGAAGUACACCGAGUUGGCUUUGGCAAAAACCUUUCCGAUGCAUUCACUUCGUCUGAGCUACCAGCCAUCGGAAGGCUCGAUGACUAUUGAUCUAGCUACGAUCAAGUCUCUUGAGUUAGUACAAAACUUGCACGAUCCAAAGUCGAAACAUUGUCUAUUUGGCUUGCUCAACGAGACUCUCACGCCGAUGGGUGCUCGAACUCUGCGCAGCAACAUCCUGCAGCCCGUCACAGACUCCGAGACGCUGGGCAGACGCUACGACGCGGUGGAAGAGUUGAGUACCAAAGAACAGAUGUUCUUCUCGGUUCGGCAGGCGCUGAAGACGUUCCUCGAUGCUGACCAGAUCCUGACGAAGCUCAUUGUGGUUCCCAAGCAUGUCGGCAUCCACGAGACAGAGCAAGCGAUAAACAAUGUCAUUGCCUUGAAACAUCUGAUCUGCAACGCCAAGCCAGUGUUUGAAGCCCUAGCUGGUGCAAGAUCAGAGAUGCUUCUGGCAAUUCAGAGCAAUUGUGCUGCCGAGAAUGUCGACGCCGUCCUCGACCUCAUCACCAGCGUUAUCAACGAAGAUGUCACCUUCGCACGAAAACCGCUGGACAUGCGCAACCAAAGAACCUACGCCGUCAAGUCAGGGGUCAACGGACUCCUCGACGUCGCCCGCCAGACAUACCGCGAAUCCACAGACGAUGCAUUAACACAUAUGACAGAAACCGCCGAAGAACAGAACCUCCCCUUACAGACCAAAUUCGAAGCCGCCCGCCAAUUCUACUUUUCCCUGCGCACCACCGACCUCGAGAACCAGAAACUCCCCCCAGUCUUCAUAAACGUUUACCGCCGCAAACAACUCAUCGAAUGCCAAACCCUCGACCUUGUCAAACAAAACCAAAAGAUCUCCGACGCCCACCACGAAGUCCUCCUCAUGAGCGACGAAGCCAUCCAACACCUCAUCUCCGCCGUCCGCGAACACAUGUUCGCGCUCUUCAAGAUUGCCGAAUCCGUCGCCAUGCUCGACAUGCUCUCCUCGUUCGCCCACGCCGCCACCUCUCAAGACUACGUGCGCCCCUUGAUCAACGAGGCCCUCGCCCUCCGCGCCGCGCGCCACCCGAUCCGCGAAAAACUCCAACGCAACAAAUUCAUCCCCAAUGACAUCUACGCCACCUCCCAAACCCGCUUCCAGAUCCUCACGGGCGCCAACAUGAGCGGCAAAUCCACCUACAUCCGCACCGUCGCCCUACUCACUCUCAUGGCGCAAGUCGGCUCCUUCGUGCCCGCGACCUACGCCGCCUUCCCCAUCAUCCGCCAGCUCUUCGCGCGCGUCAGCCUCGACGACAACAUCGAAGCCAACGUCAGCACCUUCGCGGCCGAAAUGCGCGAAGCCGCCUUCAUCCUCCGCAACAUCGAGCCCUCCAGCAUGGCGAUAAUCGACGAGCUCGGCCGCGGGACCUCCACACGGGACGGCAUGGCGAUAGCCCUCUCCAUCGCCGAAGCACUUAUCGAGUCGAAAGCUCUCGUCUGGUUCGCAACGCACUUCCGAGGCCUCUCCACCAUCCUCUCCGAACGCCCCGGCGUCGUCGCACUACAUCUCGCCGUCUCCACCUCCGAGCCCAACACCAUCUCCCCGCUCUACCGCCUCGCGUCCGGCACGUCCAGCGAUACGCACUACGGCCUGCAACUCGCCCGACUCCUCCCUUUGCCCCCCGAUGUGCUCCCCCGCGCCGAGUACAUAGCCUCUACGCUCGAGAACCAGAUGCGUCGACGUAAGAAUCCUUCUUUAGGCGUUUUGACGGCGCGGAGGAGGAAGCUCAUGCUGAACCUCAAAGAGCAUUUGAUGCAGGCGAGGGAUGGGAGGAUGUCUGAACAAGAUCUUCGGCAAUGGCUGGGAGACUUGCAGGGGGAAUUCGUGACGAGGAUGGUGAGGUUGGAUGAGGAGAGGAGGGAGAUUGAGGCGGAGGGUGGAGGGGAUGAGGAGGAGAUCCUUGAGGAUGGGGAGGGGAGUGUGGGGAGUUUUGUUGAAGAGGAGGAAGACUCGACGGGUGGGAGUACAGUGGGUGGGUCGUAUGGGACGCGAGACCGGACGACUGGGACUGAGGUGUCUUGA